This is a messenger RNA of Amphibalanus amphitrite, 1092 nucleotides long. RefSeq lists its product as uncharacterized. NCBI's taxonomy places the organism in Eukaryota, Metazoa, Arthropoda, Thecostraca, Balanomorpha, Balanidae. The transcript is spliced from 2 exons. Bases 517 to 1092 code for a protein of 191 amino acids. The record is from RefSeq and is a predicted model, not a curated record.
GGUGGUCAGUGGCUCUUCGCUUUUUUCCUCUUUAACCAAGGGCAAAUGCAAGCGUCUUACCCCAAAUAGGUACUUUCAAAUUCAAGGGGCUUAUUGCGCGAUCCACUUUAACUGCGAAACUGGAACACUCAAGCGAUACUUAUUGCCCAUUUCAUUACUUGCAACUGUCAUGCAGCAGCCGCUAAGACACGUGCAGUGGUGCAGCCGCUUUUGAAAUUUGAUACGGAUCUUUACGAUGCCAAGCGAUGAAAUUCUAGCGUCCAAGUGCGAGGGUCUCAGACGGCGUUACUGACAGCACCUCAAGCGGCUUUUCUGGAUCGGCGGAUGUCACUGGCGCGUCACGCAUCAGGCGGUUUACCGCGCGAGACCGUCACGGAACACGGAGCUCUCACUCCCCGCGUCUGGGGAGCGGUGUCAGACGUCAGUCAGCUCCCGCCUGCAGUCGGCUCCUCGGGUCUGUCAGGGGUCAGUCAGUCACCCGGGUCGCCAGCUCUCCGGUGACAGGGGACAGCGGCGAUGGCCGCGGCAGCCGGCGUGUGGCGCCGCUGGCAGCUUGUCCUUGCGUUGCUUCAGGCUACGGAUGGUUUCGGCUCAAACAUUACCGCCAGUGUACCUGAAGCUGCUCCUCCGGAGGAUGGGAUCGUCUGGUCCAGGGACGCAGUGAUUCGACGUCUCGUGAAAGACUUCGUGAAUGAGCUCAACAUCGACUACAUCAACUUCAUCAUCGAAGACGGGGCGCUGCUGCGGAAGGUGUGCGCGACCACCGUGCACCAGCUGUACACGGGCCGUCAGCGCGCGUUCCACGUCACGUGCAGCCGGCAGCUGGGUGACUGGGCGGCCUCCCAGCGGAGCGCGCUGGUCAGCGGACGGGGUCUGACCGUCAGCGCGGCCCCGUCGGCCGUCCAGCUGGCCGCCCAGCUCGCCUAUCUGACCGAGAGGAGCCGCUUCAGCGAGCAGAUCCUGGUGAUCACCGAGGACGACUGGGUGCCGGACGUGGCCGAGCACAACAGCCACUGGUUCCAGGCGCGCCUCGGCCAGGUCAGCGGCAGGAUGGCCGAUGGGCGGAAGAGUGUGUGCCGUUGUGUGUGUUAG